AUGUCAGGAUCACGAAAAAGAGAUAGAAGAAAUUCAGAGGAUUUCAGGGGCGAGCCACCCUCGUCUCCUAACCUCCCAAUGGCAAAUUUGGCUUCUUCUCCUCCUGCUUUUGAGGACGAAGAUGAACUUAUCCAAGAGGAUGUUAUUGACGACUUGGAUGAAUUGGCUGAAGAAGAAGCCGGUGAAGAUUUAUUUGGCGAUAAUAUGGAGCGUGAUUAUAUGGAAUCUAGACAAAAUGAUCAGUACGAUUUAGGUGAUCAAAAUAUUGACGACAACGAAUACGACGACUUGGAUAUUAGUGCAAGAAGACAAGUUGACGCUCAGUUGAAUCGUCGUGAUAGGCAAAUUCGUAACCAAAGAGGUCUGCCUGAUGCUUUCUUAGAUGAUGGUGAUGGGUACGAUGACUUGGUACCCCCCACUACUCGUCGUCGACGGAAUCAGUAUGACGAGGAUUUGGCCAUGGACAAUUCAGACGACGAUGACCCAAUGAACGAAAUUCUAUCUCUAGAAAGUUUAGGCGAUGUCAAGGCGGAAUCAAUUGCCGAGUGGGUAUCACAACCUUCAGUACAUCGGAGUGUAGCCAGAGAGUUUAAGAACUUUUUGCUAGAAUAUACCGAUGAGAACGGUCGUUCAGUAUAUGGUAAUAGAAUUAGAACCCUUGGUGAGGUUAAUAGUGAAUCUCUGGAGAUUGUUUAUACACACUUGGUUGAAUCCAAAGCCACUUUGGCCUAUUUCCUGGCUGUAGCACCAACAGAAAUUCUGAAAAUUUUUGACGUUGUUGCUAUGGAAGCCAUUGAGUUGCAUUAUCCUGAGUAUUCUCGCAUCCAUGCAGAGGUACAUGUUAGAAUUUCGGGUCUCCCAACGACAUUCACUUUAAGAGAUUUAAGAGAAAAUCAUCUCAACUCACUGGUGCGGGUCACUGGAGUUGUCACAAGAAGAACAGGUGUCUUCCCCCAGUUGAAAUAUGUGAAGUUCAACUGUCCCAAAUGUGGUAUGAUUCUUGGUCCGUAUUUCCAGGAUUCUAAUACAGAAGUGACUAUUUCAUUUUGUCAUUCUUGUCAAUCUAGAGGUCCGUUUAUUCUAAACUCGGAGAAGACGGUGUAUAGGAAUUACCAAAAAAUAACCCUACAAGAAUCUCCUGGUACGGUACCAGCCGGAAGGUUGCCUCGUCACAGAGAAGUUAUUUUGCUGUGGGAUCUGAUAGACGUAGCGAAGCCCGGUGAAGAGGUUGAUAUAACUGGCAUUUAUAAGAAUUCAUAUGAUGGUGGUCUUAACGCCAAAAAUGGGUUCCCUGUUUUUGCAACAGUCAUUGAAGCCAAUUUAGUACAACGAAGGGAAGCUGGUAAGACAGGUGAUUUUACUCUCACAGAAGAAGAAGAAAGAGAGAUCCGUACUCUGGCUAAGUCAAAGGACAUAAUUAACACCAUCAUUCGUUCUAUCGCCCCGUCAAUUUACGGUCACAAAGACAUCAAAACUGCUCUUGCCUGUUCUUUGUUCGGUGGUGUAGCCAAGAGACAAGAGAAACACACAGUCAGAGGUGAUAUCAACGUACUUCUUCUUGGUGAUCCUGGAACAGCAAAAUCACAAUUGCUUAAAUAUGUUGAGAAAACAGCACACAGAGCAGUUUUUGCUACUGGUCAAGGAGCUUCAGCCGUUGGUUUAACGGCAUCGGUGCGAAAGGAUCCUAUUACCAGAGAAUGGACUCUGGAAGGUGGUGCCUUGGUACUUGCUGAUAAAGGUACUUGUUUGAUUGAUGAGUUUGAUAAGAUGAACGAUCAAGACCGUACAUCUAUCCACGAAGCUAUGGAACAACAGUCUAUCAGUAUCUCCAAGGCAGGUAUUGUUACUUCACUUCAGGCUAGAUGUGCUGUUAUUGCCGCAGCCAAUCCUAAUGGAGGCAGAUAUAAUUCCACUAUUCCAUUUGCUGCCAAUGUGGACCUUACGGAACCCAUUUUAUCACGUUUUGAUGUUUUAUGUGUGGUACGUGACACUGUUGAUCCUGAAGUAGAUGAAAUGCUGGCUAAGUUUGUAGUAACUUCUCACACAAAGAACCACCCUCUCGAUCCGGGUGAAGGCAAUAGUGGGUUACAACAGGAAGAUGAAGAUGAUGAUAUGGGUGAGGAAGAAGAGGAAGAUCUUUUGGCCUCUCUCCAGCCUAAUGCUGGAGCCACUAUAUCUCAGGAACUUCUUCGCAAGUACAUACACUAUGCGCGUACCAAAUUUCAACCAAGACUUUCACAGCAAUACGAAGGAAAAAUUGGUAGUAUUUAUAGUGAGAUUCGUCAAUAUUCUCGUAACACUGGCUCAUUCCCAAUCACUGUUCGACACUUGGAGAGUAUUAUUCGAUUGAGUGAGAGUUUUGCAAAGAUGCGUUUAAGCGAAAAUGUAUCGGAGGGUGAUGUAAACAGAGCUAUUUCUGUCACCAUCGACUCAUUUGUUGGUGCCCAGAAGUCCAGUUUACGAAGAAGUCUUAGACGAAGUCUUAUGAAAUAUACUUAUAAUAACUAG
Messenger RNA from Sugiyamaella lignohabitans, 2508 nucleotides. It is a transcript of the gene MCM2, whose product is annotated as MCM DNA helicase complex subunit MCM2. Gene Ontology annotation, cellular component: nucleus; MCM complex. Gene Ontology annotation, biological process: DNA replication; mitotic DNA replication initiation; double-strand break repair via break-induced replication. The transcript has a single exon. The record is from RefSeq and is a predicted model, not a curated record. The coding region runs from base 1 to 2508 and encodes 835 amino acids. Lineage: Eukaryota; Fungi; Ascomycota; Dipodascomycetes; Dipodascales; Trichomonascaceae. Gene Ontology annotation, molecular function: single-stranded DNA helicase activity; single-stranded DNA binding; ATP binding.